AGUUCAAAGUGGUGCGAGCCACUGUAAAAGGACCCUAGGAAAAAGGAAUUUGUGGACAUAGAGCAUAGAAAAAGCAGAACAGAGACUGACAAAAAAUGUAUGUAGUCAUGUAACAACAUGUCAUAGCCUACUGCAAAUGGACAAUAUACCUACAACAGUUCCAGGAUAAUCAAUCUUUACUUUCCGUCAUAUUUUGCGGCUACAGAGGUCUGUGAUGUGUCAUAGUCUAAAAGUUUCCUAACUAGUCUGGCAGGAAGGUUUUCAAACACGGUAUACCGGGACCCAGGCAACCAUGUCGUAUACUGAUUUAGGAAUCCCCCUCUCUUGCAGCUUGUACAGACUGUCAAUUGGAUUGGAUUGUGUCGGUCAUUGAGUGGGCUCACUACCAUCAAAAGGUGGCAACAUCGGCGUUUUCUCCACGGUCAAUAUCAUCUUUGCUCUUCGUGUUGAGUGAGAUAGGAGUUCCGUUGUGCCAUUAGACCGCAGUUGUAUUGCAAGUCGAGCCCACUGUAUACAGCAUUUCGUUUUUGUUUUUGUUACGAAGGAUAUGUUGUGAGAUCGGUGCGAACUAUUUUCCCGGAUCAUCUGCAGGACAUCAAAGGAGUGUGUCACAAACAACCUGCAGCUCUGAGCUGCUAGCCAGUGCUGACACUUUUCGUUGGACGUGCAGCUUUAUGUGCCAUGCCGCUGAAAACGAAAGAUGCUCGUAGAGCCCUCCGGAUCUUGGAGGAAUAUCGAGCUAAAGUCGGCCAGACAGAAGACGUUCGACUUAGCCACUCAAUAGAGAAAGUUAUCAGUGUGUUUCAGAGUGACCUCUUCCUCGCUUUGAUAGAUAUCCAGGAGUAUUACGAAGUGACCUUAUUGGAGAGCCAGACAUGUGGAGACCCAGCCCAGAAACCAGAACCAGGUGUCCACCAAGCAGCACCUCGACUGGACUCCCCUACCUUCCGACCACAGCCUGCUGCACCUCCAGAGGAUCCUGGUGCCCCAAGCCCCCUUGCUGACCUGCCAGAUGUCCCAAACUCCAGCCUCCCCAGCACCGCAGUCACCUCCCACAGCACUUCCAGCAGCCUUGCUCCAAGCACAGAGAAGUACCGGUACCAGGAUGAGGACAGGUCGAGCCCCCAGGACUCCUCCCCCCAGGCCUGUCCUCAGCACCCCGGGGGGGGGAAGGAGCUUCCGGCGCUGGGGGUCCGGGGGCACAGGGAGAGCAGGGAGAGCAGAGAGCUGGGCCGGCCGGAGCUGGUCCAGGUAGCAGGGAGGCACCUCUCUCAGAUCGAGAACGUCCACGGAUACGUGACCCACGCACACAUCUCCCCCAUGAAGGUAGAAUCUCUGGACGACGAGGGCCAGUCGCCGUCGGCGACGUACGCUCCAUCCACCCCCUGUUCGGUGGAUGGCCCCGCCCUCUCUACGCUCUACUCCCAAAACCACGCCUAUCUCCAGCAGGCAGAUGUGGCUCCUCCCCCAGCUGUCUUAAUCCCUGUGAUCCCUACCGAGGCCCCGCCCCCCACUGCACCCUCACCGCAGGCCUCAACCCCACCAGAGGAAGCCACGCCCACCACUCCCAUCGCCAUCUCCCCGCCCUCCUCUCCAUCUGCGUCACAGGCAAACCCCCCCCCUGUGAUGAUCCACACGGACAGCCUGGACACCCCCCCAUACGUAAACGGAACAGAAGCAGAUUAUGAAUAUGAGGAGAUAACGUUGGAACGGGGUAACUCAGGCCUAGGCUUUAGUAUAGCAGGAGGAACAGACAACCCACACAUUGGAGAAGACCCAAGCAUCUUCAUCACCAAGAUCAUCUCUGGGGGAGCCGCGGCCCUGGACGGCAGGCUGAGAGUGAACGACUGUAUCUUGCGCGUGAACGAUGUGGACGUGCGCGAGGUGACCCACAGCCGGGCGGUGGAAGCCCUGAAGGAGGCCGGCUGCAUCGUCAGGCUCUACGUCCGCCGGAGGAAAGCCCUCAGCGAGAAGCUCCUGGACAUCAAGCUGGUGAAGGGACCUAAAGGGCUAGGGUUCAGCAUCGCUGGAGGAGUAGGGAAUCAACAUGUCCCAGGAGACAACAGUAUCUACGUCACCAAGGUCAUCGAGGGCGGGGCGGCACACAAGGACGGGAAGCUGCAGAUCGGAGACAAGCUCCUGGCCGUGAACUGUUCCUGCCUGGAGGAGGUGAGCCACGAGGAGGCGGUGGCAGCGCUGAAGAACACCCCAGACGUGGUGUACCUGAAGGUGGCCAAGCCCGCCAGCCGCUUCCUCAACGACAGCUACCCGCCCCCCGACCUCACCAACUCUUACUCGCCCCAGCUGGAUAACCAUAUCAGCCCUGCCUACCGAAGCCAGCCUCUGACCCCGCCCACUCCGGGACGCUACUCCCCCCUGCCCCGGAGCAUGCUGGGAGACGAUGAGGUCACAAGGGAGCCCAGGAAGGUGGUGCUCCACAGGGGGUCCACAGGGCUGGGCUUCAACAUCGUGGGGGGGGAGGACGGAGAGGGCAUCUUCAUCUCCUUCAUCCUGGCCGGAGGACCUGCUGACCUGUGUGGAGAACUCAGGAAGGGAGACCGCAUCAUCUCGGUGAACGGUGUGGACCUUCGCUACGCCACCCAUGAGCAGGCUGCAGCAGCUCUGAAGAACGCCGGACAGACGGUCACCAUCACAGCCCAGUACAGACCUGAAGGUAAGCACCUCCACCCAAUCACAUCCCAGUACAGACCUGAGGGUAAACAGCCCUCCCAAUCACAGCCCAGUACAGACCUGAAGGUAAGCACCUCCACCCAAUCACAGCCCAGUACAGACCUGAGGGUAAGCACCUCCACCCAAUCACAGCCCAGUACAGACCUGAGGGUAAACAGCCCUCCAAAUCACUUCAGACCAGUACGGACCGCCUCUGCACCAACCACUGAUGACUGCUUUACUUGUGUGUUUGUGUUUGACGGCUCUUCACGGUGUGUGUGCGUGUGUGUGUCGUUCCUCCCCAGAGCGCUGUUUGAGUACGAGCGAGGCCGGGACUCGGGCCAGGGGCUGGCCUUCCGCUUCGGGGACAUCCUGCACGUGGUGAACACCUCGGACGAGGAGUGGUGGCAGGCCAGGCUGGUGACGCCGCACGGAGAGGCGGAGGAGGUCGGGGUCAUCCCCAGCAAGAAAAGGGCAGAGAAGAAAGAGAGGUCUCGGCUGAAGAUGGCCAAAGCCAGCCCCAGGUCCGAGGAGAGAAUGGACUCUGAUGACAAAGAGCAUGUAACCUCUAAUGCCAGCGAUAGUGAGAGUAGCUGCCGUGACCAGGAGGAGGGCGCCCUGACCUACCAGCCAGUCAUGCAGCAGGAAGUCAACUACACGCGCCCUGUUAUCAUUCUCGGACCAAUGAAAGACCGGAUCAACGAUGACCUCAUCUCAGAGUUUCCUGAAAAGUUUGGGUCGUGUGUUCCCCACACGACGCGCCCUAAGCGGGACUACGAGGUGGACGGCAGGGACUACCACUUCAUGGCAUCCAGGGAGCUGAUGGAGAAGGAGAUCCAGGAGCACAAGUUCAUCGAGGCGGGCCAGUACAACAGCCACCUGUAUGGCACCAGCGUUCUGUCUGUCAAAGAGGUGGCCGACAAGGGUAAACACUGUAUCCUGGAUGUGUCGGGCAACGCCAUCAGACGCCUCCAGCUGGCCCAGCUCCACCCCAUCGCCAUCUUCAUCAAACCCCGGUCCAUAGAAAAUAUCAUGGAGAUGAAUAAGAGACUAACUGAAGAACAGGGGAGGAAGACGUUUGAGCGAGCCUUGAAGCUGGAGCUGGAGUUCACUGAGCACUUCACAGCCGUGGUGGAGGGGGACUCUCUGGAGGAGGUGUACGAGCUGGUGAAGCAGAUCAUCGAGGAGCAGUCGGGUCCCUUCAUCUGGGUCCCCUCCAAGGACAAGCUGUGAGGGGAAAGAGACCCGGGGAGACUCUUUACUUUGUAUUCUUCCUUCUCUGGCUUCACUUGUUUUUCUAUUACAAACCUGGCUCGGUGUGCGUCGCUGGCCCUCUCGCCCUCCACACACACAGUCACACACACACACAGUCACACACUCCAGUACACUGCACGUCUCACUUCGUAGUAGACACGGUAGUGUUUGCAACGAUGAUCACUUGACAGAGCUCCCUAAAUCGGACACUCUCAUAUAAACAUGUGCACACACAAACACACAUGCCCUAUACACACUCGCGCUAAUCGUGGUGGUCAGGUGUGACUCUGGUGUUUUACAUGGGCUCUGGAUCAGAUACCUGUCACUGCUCAGGGGGAGGGGCUACGUGUCUGACCAUCUGAUUGGGGGAGAUGAAUAUGCUACACUUCCUUAAUGUUUAAGGAAAAUGAUUUAGGAGUAAUAUAUAUGCUGUAUGAUUAUGUUUUUGUUUUUUCUUUGUUGUUGUUUUUUUUUCAUAUUAAUGAAAGUAAAUGCAUUCGUGUAUGGGUUUGUAAAGAAACAGUGACACAAAGAGGCUAACUUUUGCACGUUCUAGCUUUAAAGAGCAUGUUUUUGGGCUGUAUGAUUUUUUUCCAUCCAUGUCUAGAUGUCUGGUGGCUCCUUUAACCCUCCUUCCUGCUUGUGUCGGACACACACCAACAUCUGUGUGUCUCUCCCCGCCAUUCCACAACACGCGUGUGCGUGUUGUGGCGUUUGACCGCCCCGAGGUUCAGUGAGUGUUGAGGUUUGGUUCUUCACUCCAGCACAAUGGGCGGUCCCUCUCUCUCGCUCUCGCUCUCUCUCGCUCUCUCUCGCUCUCUCUCGCUCUCUCUCGCUCUCUCUCGCUCUCUCUCGCUCUCUCUUUCUCGCUCUCUCUCAUCUUCCAUCCAAUCACAGCCUCUCCCCAGCCAGACUGAGGCCCCAGAGGGACAGCUGUGUGUCCCCCUUCCGUAGGACCUGCCCUGGUCUUGUCCCUGGCGCCUCUGUCCUCUCAGGGACGACAGCCUCCGUGGAGGAAAGUCGCCGUCAGGAUCCAGGUGUUUGGCGAGAGGCGAAGCGCCCAAUAAGAAAUACAUGAGAGAUUCUAUUGUACACUGAGAUUUGAAUGAUUGCGCUCAGUCGUCUGCCUAUUUUGUUAUAACGAAAGUCUAUAUGGAAUUUUACUUAACAAGACUUAAAAGCAUCUGGGGAACUUGUUUUCUUUGCAUCGUGGAAAGGAUAUUAUAAAUAUCAAUAUAUAUAAAUAUGAAUAUGACUAUAUUUUCCUUUACUUUCCCCUUUUUGAUCACGUUGGUUGAUAAGGGAGGGAGGACAGUUGGAGGGGGCUGGGCGGGGACCCAGUGGGCAGGGCCAGGGGUUAUGAAACAUCGAACCAUGACCUUUCACCCCUGCUACCUGGGUUAGCCUGUGUUACUGAAGUAGAGGUGGACAUCCAUCACAGCUAGCUCUCCUACCCCUCCCUCCAUCUCAUGACGGCUGCGUCAGCUCUUUGUGUCAUGUGAUGUGCAUGGUUAAAGCAAUAUUCGUUAUUAUAGGAAAACCAAGAAAGGGGAGAGGAAGUGGUUGAGGGUCAGUGUGUUUGCCAAGGAGUGCAACAACAUGUCAUAUCUUCAAGCUUCCACAUAAGGCCAGACAGAGUGUGUGUGUGUGUGCGCGUGCAUGUGUUUGUGUAUGUCGACGAGUCUGUCCCUGGCUUGUGUCUUCAAGAGAAGUUCUGACCAAGCGCCCUAAAGCACCACUGACCCAGCUGUCAGCAGGGGGCGUCAUCAGGGCAGGUCACUUCCUGCCUGGACCCCUCCCAUCCUCCACAACCCAACAACACACAGAGAUGAUUGUUUGUUUUCUAUCUGACUGCUUCCUUCCUCUGAAACACCUCUACUUCCUGUUUGAAUAUGUAUAUAACACGUCCUGUCUCCUUCCACAUGUCUGUCCCUAUGAAGAGAACUGCCAAUAAACUGUUUUAUCAGAAGU
Molecule: messenger RNA, 5895 nt
Organism: Hypomesus transpacificus
Lineage: Eukaryota; Metazoa; Chordata; Actinopteri; Osmeriformes; Osmeridae
Product: disks large homolog 1-like
Exons: 25
Coding region: 682-3903 (1073 amino acids)
Biological process (GO): chemical synaptic transmission; neurotransmitter receptor localization to postsynaptic specialization membrane
Cellular component (GO): postsynaptic density membrane; neuron projection; neuromuscular junction
Molecular function (GO): protein binding
Source: RefSeq, a predicted model, not a curated record